AACAGUCGCAGAUCAACGUCGACGAAAGACACAAGCUUUCGGAACCUUUGGUUUCUUGGUUACGUUGUAAAUUUUACCUCAAAUACAAGCACUGAUAUAUAUAGUACUCGAGUGAAAUAUUACUAUAAGAGCUACCUUUUAGUUGAAGUUGAGAACUUUUUAGUAAACUUUGGUAUCAGCAGAAAACGGCACGAACAUGAAACACCAGAAGGCAUUGUUCUGCGUGCUACUGGCUCUGUUCAUACACGCGAACGAUGCCUCCAGAAUUUUGGGCAUCUUCCCAUACAAUGGCAAGAGCCAUUUCAGGAUGUUCGAUGUCCUGUGCAAGGAAUUAGUAAGAAGAGGGCAUCAAGUCGACGUAAUUAGCCAUUUCCCAUUGAAAACUCCAUUGGCUAAUUACACGGACGUCGUUGACUUAAAUGGAACCCUAAAAACCGUGGUGAACGGCAUAACCACGGAUCAUGGAAAAUAUAUACAGCGAUCAGUUACUUAUUUCGUAGCCACAGAUUUUGGUAAUAAUCUGUGUGAUCUAAUGAAACAGGAAAAAAUGCAGAAAUUCAUCAAAAAUCCACCCAAUGAUCCACCUUAUGACCUGAUUAUCGUAGAGUAUUUUGGCUCGCCGUGCUACAUAGGAUUCGGCCAACUUCUGAAAGCGCCAGUGGCCAUCGUCUUGUCGUCCAUGCAAAUGUCAUUCAUCGACGAUAUUAUGGGGAAUCCUACGAGUUACGCCUUCUUCUCCGGUUUCCACAACGAUAAUGCCGUAGUGGACACGUUCUUCGAUCGCCUGUGGAAUUUCUUGACCAACUACAAGAAUACAUUGAUAUUUCAUCACUACACAGCCGAACAAACCGAUAUGAUGAAGAAAUACCUGGGUUUACCUAAUAUACCCGACGUCAGAGAAUUGGAGAAAACUGUGUCGUUGGCUAUAGUGAACUCGCACUAUAGUUAUUACGGGAUCAGACCAGUCACACCGGCGGUCAUCGAAGUUGGUGGAUUACACGUCGAAGCGGACAAGUCGAAAUUAAGCCCGAAACUCAAGGAAUGGCUAGACAUGGCAAGCCACGGUGUGGUAUAUUUCUCAUUGGGCUCGCUAAUGAACAUCGAAACGUUGCCAACGGAGACGAUAUUGCAAAUUUACGCGUCGUUAGCGAAAAUUUCACCGGUAAAGGUUUUGUUGAAGAGCGCCAACGCAACGAAGUUACCACCUGGUUUACCCAAUAACGUGCUGACGUUGCCUUGGAUUCCUCAGGUUGCGGUGUUGAAACAUCCAAAUACGCGAGUAUUCGUAACUCACGGCGGCCUUAUGGGAACCCAGGAAGCUAGCUAUUACGGAGUUCCUAUGAUAGGAAUGCCGGUAUUCGGUGACCAAAUUAAAAACAUCAACGUUUUGGUUGAAAAGAACGUGGCAGUUCUAGUAGACAUCGAUGACAUUACCGAACAUUCCAUGGACGCUGCGUUGAACGCAGUUUUGCACGAUCGCCGAUACAGAGAAUCUGCAAAGACAUUGUCGAAGAUGUUCAGAGAUCGUCCGAUGUCCCCGUUAGACACAGCUGUAUAUUGGAUCGAAUACGUGCUGAGAAAUGGGCCAGAUAGCUUAAGAUCAGCCGCUGUGAAAUUACCUUGGUGGAAGUUGCAUCUACUCGAUGUUUUCGUCUUCUUAUUUGCGUGUUUCACAUUCGCAAUUUAUUUAUUAAUAGUUUUAUUAAAUAUCGUAUUAACAAGCUUCCAUAAAAGGGCCGCUCGAACAGAGAAAAAGUUGAACUGAGAAACGGGACGAAGAAUAUCGGCAAAAGCCUUAACAGGAUAGGAGAUUACGCGUUCUUUUGCGAGGUGUACUUUCAAAGAAGCGUGUCGUUAGAUAAUUUUCUUAACAAAUUCCCUCUGAGAGAUGCAACGAGCUUUUGCCUUUUCCAUGUAAUCGGCUAAUAUUUUUUAUUUAUUUAUUUAGCAGAGGAAACGAUUAAACUGAGAAGCACUAAAAACGAAAUAGCGAAAGGACGAAAAGCUUCUCUUGAAAAGGACGCGCGGCCAAAUUAGUCGAUGCGAAAUUUUCAUGAAACGAUCGCGAAUUCACGUAAAUCGUACUCUGGUGUUACAAAUAAUAGCAAUGGAAUAUUCCGGAUUUAAAUCGAAGUCAAAUAAUUUAUAUUUCAUCUAUAAACGUCCUUUAGAAAUACACUAGAAAUAUACUUGAACAUCGUUGAUAUAAAUUCCUAGACAAUUUUAUUCAACUUCGUUCUGUUACACUGUGCCAAUAUCUAUUAGAUUGUCCGAAAAGUUCCUUUCGUUUUAUAAGGAAGUCGUAGAUGCACAACAUUUUUUGUUUUAUGUUAUUUUAUUGAAUUAUGUUUGAUCCAUUUUAUUCUAUUACUACAAAAUGGAUCAUACAUAAAUUCAUAAAAUAAUAUAAAAUAAAAGUUGUGUGUUGUGAUUGAUAGAAGAAUGCAAGCUAACAGAAAUCAUAGAAAAAGCAUUAAGAAGAGCAGCAAGGUAUGAAGGGAAAGCCAUAGAAUCAAAAAAGGAACUAGUAAAGCAGUGCAUAAAGGAAAGAGAGAGAAACUGGGGAAAUUGUCAAGAAGGGAAAAGUGCAAGAAAGAGGAAGAAGGGACUAGAAGAGGUGAGAAACGAAGGGACACUGAUGGAAGCAAGAGAAGAGCAAGAAAGGGUGACAGCAGACCAAAUUAUAGAAGACAGAAGAAAGAGAGAAGCAGAAGAGAGGGGGAAAAGGAUAAGAGAAUCCAAAUAUAACAUACAUUACAGAAACAUAGCCAAAGAAAAAUUACCAAAGUACUUAGAAGGGAGGAUGAAGUGGAAGGACAGAAGAAUACCGGCAAGAUUCAGAUGUGGAAACGAGACCAAAGCAAGGGAAUACUGGAAAAAAGAGGGAGAAAAAAGAUGCAGACUAUGUAGAAGGAAAGAAGCAGAUCUGAGACACGUAAUAGAAGAAUGUAAAAUAACGGGAGAACCAAAGGACAUAGGAAAAACGCUAAAUGAGACUGGAGAAGGACUGACAGACCUAAAGGCAAUAAUAGAGAAAGUUGCAAUAGUUUUUAGGUAUUAGUUUUUAGUUUUUAGAGAUGGAAUAAUUAAGGCAGUGCAAUAUAAUAGAGUGGAUAAGAGGAGAGGUAGAUAUAUAAGAAGCGAAAUUGGUAAAAGAGAUUUGAAAAAAGAAGGAACAAAAAGACACAAAGAAAAUUGAAAUGGGGAGAGCAAGAAUUAGAAAAAGUGGACGAGAUAAGAUACCUAGGGUAUGUACUACAGAAAAACAGAAGUGAUGAGAAGCACAUACAAGACAGGAAAAAGAGAGCAACCAUAGCAAUGAAGAAAACAUGGAACGUGGGAGAAAGAAUAUUCAAACAGGACUACAAAAGGAGAAUGAAGAUGUUUGGAGCAGAAGUAUGGGACUGGAACAUGGAAGAAAGACUGGAUAGAGUAAAAAGGAGAUAUGCGAAAUGGAUAUUAGGCUUAGAUAGAUAAAAGAGAUGUAAAAGAAAAAAAAAUAAUAAAAAAUGUUGUGCAUCUAUUAUUUCACUUAUGAAACGAAAGGAACUUUUCGGACAACCCAAUAUAUAAAUACCUUUGAUGCAAAUUUCAUCGCGAGGUGACGAUAAAUGUUAAAUCGAUACACUGUAAAGCCAAGAACACAACAUUUCUGACAAUUAAAGAAACGUCGAAAAGGAAUCUACGACAAUACAGGACGUGUUACGCGUGCAAUUGAGAACAGCAACGAAGAGCCGGGCUAGAGGAACUUAACGAUGAAGCCACUUAUAACUCGAUUAAACGAGCCGUUGAAAGUUUGAUCAAGUAUAAUUAAACAUGGACAGGGCCACGUUUAAUCGUAUUAAAAUUACGUAAACAUUUGACAAGUUCUCAAGCAGUUUACCGAGUUCCCAUGCCAGACACUAAACCUUAUUCAUCCGGUAUCAUUGUACGCUUUAGCCUGCGUAAAAUGGAACUGCAACUUGCGACAUUUUCCUAACCGACCAGCUAAAACUGACGGUAGCAGGGGGUAGUUUCUUUGAAAGUUACACGACAUUAAGAAAAUUGCUUUCAUCCGGAAACAAUUUCACUUUUGUAAAUAGUCGAAAAAGAAAUAAAAAUACCAUGAAAUUUUGGUAGUUCUGUAGAGUUACGAUAUUUUUCAUCAUUCGGCUCAACGAACCAUUAAUAAUGACCGUUCACGGAGCACGCGAUGCGGAAAAUUAAGACAGCAAACUUGACGAUAAAUAAUUCGGACGCAACGUCGAUUGUUCUUUUGAGAAAUAUAUUCGAGACAGAAAGCAGGGAAAUGCCUAUUCAAAUGGCCAGUGUCUCUGUAAUUAACGAAUUUGUUUGCGAGAGACAGAAUUUUAUAGCACGAUUAAUGGGAGUACUUACGAUGGAUUGCUUCUUCGUUAUGAAUAAUGAAACUGAGAUAAUGGAAUUAUAUUUUGAAAUGUCCCGUGAUCACCGAGUUUGAGAAUUUGGAGAUUCAGAGGAUACGAGAUUCAAAAAUUUGCAGACUCUAGUAUUGGAGAAUUUGCAGAGGCAGACGUUUGCGAAUUCGAAAAAUCAGGUGGUCAGAAAUUUGAAAAUUUUGAUAUUGGAAAAUUUGACAGAUCGAACGUUCGAAAAUUGAAGAGCUUGGAAAAUUAUAACAUUAGAAAAUUGAAGAGCUUGGAGUAUUUAAAAACCUUGUUUUCGCUAUGACUAUGUUUAUCAAUGAUAAAUACAGAAACAGAGUAAACAUAAGGAAAUGAAAUGCCAGAUAAGUUUUCUAAAUAUACUCCUACUAUCUAAAUUUUCGUCGUUUGUAUACAAUUUAUCCUCUAUAGAAUUUCCCUCUUUGUACUUUCUUCGUUUUUACCGGCAAAGUAUGAAAUUGUAAGCAAACCACGCAAACUAUAUAAUUACAGGUAAAAAUGAACAGAAACGUAAGAAUAAAGUCUA
Messenger RNA from Bombus huntii, 4929 nucleotides. RefSeq names its product UDP-glucosyltransferase 2-like. Lineage: Eukaryota; Metazoa; Arthropoda; Insecta; Hymenoptera; Apidae. The record is from RefSeq and is a predicted model, not a curated record. The coding region runs from base 197 to 1765 and encodes 522 amino acids. The transcript has 6 exons. Gene Ontology annotation, molecular function: UDP-glycosyltransferase activity.